GCCAAAUCCCAGACCUCAAGAGAAAGAUUAAGCAAAGUUGUCAAGAAAAUGAAGGCAGGACCCCUUGAGCUUGGUCAGGCUUCCAGAGAUGCUUCAGCCCCAAAGCAAGGGGUUAAUAGAUGUAUCUCCAUACUAGACUUCAUUCUGCGAAUUGUAGGAAUAAUUGGCACGCUAGGAAGCACGAUUGCCAUGGGAACAACCAAUGAAACGCUUCCGUUUUUCACUCAGUUCAUCCGAUUCAAGGCCAGUUAUGACGAUCUCCCAACUUUCAUGUUCUUUGUGAUUGCAAAUUCGAUAGUGAGCGCAUAUCUUGUUCUCUUUCUCCCUCUAUCGAUAUUCCACAUUGUUCGGAGUGGAGCAACCAACAGUAGGGUUAUCUUGAUCCUCUUUGACACAGUAAUGCUGGCUCUUCUCACUGCUGGGGCUUCUGCAGCAGCAGCCAUUGUCUACUUAGCGCACAAAGGGAAUUCCAGUGCCAAUUGGUUUGCAAUAUGCCAGCAGUUCAACUCCUUCUGCGAACGCAUUUCGGGUUCUUUGAUCGGCUCUUUUGGUGGGAUCAUUGUGCUUAUUUUACUCAUCAUUUUGUCAGCUGUGGCAAUCUCUAGAGGCCAAGUAAUGUGCAGAUGCAUGCAAGAAUAAUGUAUGCAGCUUGGGAAGGUUGCUUAUGGAGCGUCUUUUUGUGUUUGUCUAUUAAUUCUCUGGCUGCAACUCUCUUUAUAUCAGUGCUCUGAGGUGUUGCAUUUGUCAUUUCCCCAAAAACAAAGAAGUGUUGUGCUUGUUUUCUUUCAAUACAAACAGAAUGUUAUCGUCUCUUCAGCCAACCAAUGAUUUACCUAAAUAAAGAGUAAUCUCAUCAGUUACUUUUCCCUC
This is a messenger RNA of Malania oleifera, 870 nucleotides long. Its product is annotated as casparian strip membrane protein 3. NCBI's taxonomy places the organism in Eukaryota, Viridiplantae, Streptophyta, Magnoliopsida, Santalales, Ximeniaceae. The transcript has 3 exons. The record is from RefSeq and is a predicted model, not a curated record. Bases 49 to 639 code for a protein of 196 amino acids.